CGGGAGCGCGCCCCGCGGUAGGGCGGGGGUGGCAGGGAGGUGAUAGGCGCGGGAGCGCGCUUGCCUCGGCUCUUGUGGCUGGGCUGCCGGGCAGGCAGGAGGAGGAGGAAGAAGAAGAAGAGCAGCAGCAACAGCAGCAGCAGCGCGGCUGCGGAUCCCCCUCGACCUCGGGCUGCAGCUUCCCGCAAGGCAGUAACAUAAAGACCUGUCAUACAGGGGUUAAGGAAGAAGGAAAAGUAAAGAGAUAGACCAUCUUGCUCUGAAGCUAUUUAUACCAAGGUUUCUUGUCUAUAUCUACAUAACUAUUCCAAGCUACCUAGUCUGAUGAAUUUGAACUUCAUUAUUCAAGUGUGAUUUACUCAAUACAGCCUAAAAUCAUGAUGAAAAAGAAGAGCAUAUCUGCAAGCAAAGCUUCCUUGAUCCUCUUUCUGUGCCAAAUGAUUUCUGCAUUGGAUGUACCUCUUGACUCAAAACUUCUAGAAGAAUUGUCACAACCUCCUACGAUAACUCAGCAGUCUCCAAAAGAUUACAUCGUUGACCCUCGAGAGAAUAUUGUAAUACAGUGUGAAGCAAAAGGAAAGCCACCUCCUAGUUUCUCCUGGACACGCAAUGGAACUCACUUUGAUAUAGAUAAAGAUGCACAGGUAACCAUGAAACCAAAUUCAGGGACCCUUGUCAUAAAUAUUAUGAAUGGUGGGAAGGCAGAAGCAUAUGAAGGAGUAUACCAGUGUACAGCAAGGAAUGAACGAGGAGCAGCCAUUUCCAACAAUAUCGUUAUAAGGCCAUCUAGAUCUCCUUUGUGGACAAAAGAAAAACUAGAACCAAAUCAGGUUCGAGAAGGUGAUUCACUAGUACUACACUGCAGACCUCCUGUUGGCUUACCACCACCUAUAAUAUUUUGGAUGGAUAAUGCUUUCCAAAGAUUGCCUCAAAGUGAAAGAGUUUCCCAAGGUCUAAAUGGAGACCUAUAUUUUUCUAAUGUACAACCAGAAGAUAGCCGGGAGGACUAUAUCUGCUAUGCAAGAUUUAAUCAUACACAAACUAUACAGCAGAAACAACCCAUUUCUGUAAAAGUUUUUUCAAUGGAUUCAUUGAAUGACACUAUAGCUGCUAAUUUGAGUGACACUGAUAUUUAUGGUGCGAAGCCAGUUACAGAGAGACAGCCAAUUCUUCUAACACCAACAGGUAGCACAAGUACCAAAGUGGAACUCAGAGGAAAUGUACUUUUUUUGGAGUGCAUUGCAGCAGGAUUACCCACACCAGUAAUCCGCUGGAUUAAAGAGGGUGGGGAGCUGCCAGCCAACAGAACAUUUUUUGAAAACUUUAAGAAAACUCUGAAGAUUAUAGAUGUUUCUGAAGCUGACUCUGGGAACUACAAAUGUAUAGCAAGAAAUAUAUUAGGUUCUGCUCAUCACGUCAUUUCAGUAACUGUGAAAGCUGCCCCGUACUGGAUAACAGCACCCAGAAACUUGGUCUUGUCUCCUGGAGAAGAUGGGACAUUGAUCUGCAGAGCUAACGGCAACCCAAAGCCUAAUAUAAGCUGGUUUGCAAAUGGCGUUCCCAUAGCAAUUGCCCCAGAAGAUUCUAGCAGAAGGGUAGACGGUGAUACCAUUAUUUUCUCACGUGUACAAGAAAGGUCAAGUGCUGUCUAUCAGUGCAAUGCUUCUAAUGAAUAUGGAUACUUGCUAGCAAAUGCAUUUGUGAAUGUUCUGGCUGAACCACCAAGAGUUCUAACUCCUGCCAAUAAACUGUAUCAAGUCAUCGCAGAUAGCCCUGCAUUGCUAGACUGCGCUUAUUUUGGUUCACCUAAGCCUGAAAUUGAAUGGUUUAAGGGAGUGAAAGGUAGCAUCUUGCGUGGAAAUGAAUACGUUUUCCAUGAUAAUGGAACCUUGGAAAUUCCGGUGGCUCAAAAGGAUAGUACUGGUACAUACACAUGUGUAGCAAGAAAUGAAUUAGGAAAGGUACAAAAUGAGGUGCAAUUGGAAGUUAAAGAUCCAACAAUGAUAAUUAAACAACCAGAAUACAAAGUGAUUCAGAGAUAUGGCCAAGUGUCAUUUGAGUGUAUAAUAAAACAUGAUUCUACCUUAUUACCAACAGUUAUAUGGUUGAAGGACAAUGAUGAACUGCCAGAUGAUGAAAGGUUUCUAGUUGGUAAAGACAACUUGACCAUUAUGAAUGUAACUGAUAAAGAUGAUGGAACAUACACUUGCAUAGUUAAUACUACUCUGGACAGUGUUUCAGCAAGUGCUGUGCUUACUGUUGUUGCUGCUCCCCCAACUCCAGCUAUCAUUUACGCUCGGCCAAAUCCACCCUUUGACUUGGAAUUGACAGGUCAGCUGGAAAGAAGCGUUGAACUCUCAUGGAUACCAGGAGACGAAAAUAACAGUCCCAUUACAAACUUUGUGAUUGAAUAUGAGGAUGGGCUGCAUGAACCAGGGGUAUGGCAUUACCAGACGGAAGUUCCUGGAACUCAGACAACAGUACAGCUGAAGUUAUCUCCAUACGUCAACUACUCAUUCCGUGUGAUAGCUGUCAAUGAGAUUGGCAGAAGUCAACCCAGUGAACCAUCUGAGCAGUACCUGACAAAAUCUGCAAACCCUGAUGAAAAUCCUUCUAAUGUACAAGGGAUAGGCUCAGAACCUGAUAAUUUGGUAAUAACAUGGGAGUCUUUAAAAGGUUUUCAGUCUAAUGGACCUGGGCUUCAGUACAAAGUCAGCUGGCGUCAGAAGGAUGUUGAUGAUGAAUGGACAUCUGUUAUAGUUGCAAAUGUGUCUAAAUAUAUUGUGUCUGGUACACCAACUUUUGUUCCCUAUGAAAUAAAAGUACAAGCUUUGAAUGACCUGGGAUAUGCACCAGAGCCAUCAGAGGUGAUUGGACAUUCAGGCGAAGACUUGCCAAUGGUUGCUCCGGGCAACGUGCAGGUUCAUGUUAUUAACAGCACAUUAGCAAAGGUGCAUUGGGACCCAGUUCCACUAAAAUCUGUGCGAGGACACCUUCAAGGGUACAAAGUUUACUACUGGAAGGCACAGAGUUUAUCCAGAAGGAGUAGGCGGCAUGUAGAAAAAAAGAUCUUGACUUUCAGGGGAAACAAGACUUUUGGAAUGUUGCCAGGGCUGGAGCCCUAUAGUUCUUACAAGCUGAAUGUUAGAGUUGUUAAUGGUAAAGGAGAAGGACCAGCAAGCCCAGACAAAGUAUUUAAGACCCCGGAAGGAGUUCCUAGCUCACCCUCUUUUUUGAAGAUUACUAACCCAACAUUGGACUCUCUGACUCUGGAGUGGGGUUUACCUACCCAUCCAAAUGGUGUUUUGACAUCCUAUAUACUGAAGUUUCAGCCAAUUAACAACACACAUGAAUUGGGUCCCUUGGUAGAGAUAAGAAUUCCUGCCAAUGAGAGCAGCUUGAUAUUAAAAAAUUUAAAUUACAGCACACGGUACAAGUUUUACUUUAAUGCACAAACUUCAGUUGGAUCAGGAAGUCAGAUAACUGAGGAAGCAGUAACAAUUAUGGAUGAAGCUGGUAUUCUUCGUCCUGCUGUAGGUGCAGGCAAAGGAUAUUCAGAAACCCUUUUUGCAACCUCCCCAGUCAUGCACACUGUCCGUCCAACAUUCUAUAAGGUGCAACCACUUUAUCCAAGGAUCAGAAAUGUUACAACAGCUGCCGCUGAGACCUAUGCCAAUAUCAGUUGGGAGUAUGAGGGACCAGAUCAUGCGAACUUUUAUGUUGAAUAUGGUGUAGCAGGCAGCAAAGAAGAUUGGAAAAAAGAAAUUGUAAAUGGUUCUCGAAGCUUCUUUGUGUUAAAGGGUUUAACCCCAGGAACAGCAUAUAAAGUCCGGGUUGGUGCUGAGGGCCUGUCUGGUUUUAGGAGUUCAGAGGAUGUGUUUGAGACAGGUCCAGCAAUGGCAAGUCGGCAGGUAGACAUCGCUACUCAAGGAUGGUUCAUUGGUCUUAUGUGUGCUGUUGCUCUUCUGAUCUUGAUUUUACUGAUUGUUUGCUUCAUAAGGAGGAAUAAGGGUGGCAAAUACCCAGUGAAGGAAAAGGAGGAUGCACAUGCUGAUCCAGAAAUACAACCUAUGAAGGAAGAUGAUGGAACAUUUGGUGAAUACAGGUCCAUGUCUGCUUGGACAGGAAAGAAACUGGACAAGGAAAAGAAAAGAAAAGGUAGCUGUGCCAAUUCUCCUGAAGCAGACCCUGUCUUUACAAAAGCAAAGUCUGUGAGAUCUGACAGAUCCAACUUCUUCAGAAGGUCAGGGGAUCAAUACUCCAGCACCAGAUCAGAGACCUCCUAUACCAGGAGGAGGGCUAGGCAGUCUUCAGAGCUUACAAGGGUUAGAUCUGUCUCUGCUUCCCUCUGCCGAGAGGAGAAGAGGUCAGACGAAUGGAAGUACAGGCAUGGCUCUAGACAUCAUGCUUCUGAGCAACAGAUAAUGGGGUCGGAGGAGGGCUCAGAUUUUCAGGCAGGACAGCCAUCCCCUUUCCAGCAACCCCUCAGCUGCAACUCAAUUCGUGGCUCACUGGCAAGGCAGCAUUCCUCUCUACAGCACUGGUUCAGCCAGACCCCAGACUACAGCUCAGAUUCAGAAGACGCUCAGAGCUCCUACCUCAGGAAGGUAAGACCUUCGACUAAUACUCACUUCUCUGAAUCUGGAGAGAAUUCAUUAAUGAAAUCCAUAAUUUUGCCUGAGCUAGCUACUGUCUUAAAGGAUGCUUUGACAGCAGCCAGGCAAAGUAUAACUUCUGUGGCACAGGCUAGGUCCCAUUCAGUAAAGCAUCCCAGGGUACCAAUUACAGAAGUUCCAGUUGUUCCUGUAGAAGCGAGUGGGAGCAGUUCCCAAACUUUUGAGUCUGACCGUAUGGACAAUUUGAAAGAUCACAUCGCUUCUGGGAAAGAGAAAUCUGAGGCUGACAAGGCCUUGGACGUUAAGUCAUCUCCAGAAGAUGGUGAGGUGUCAUCUGAAUCCCCUACAGAAGACCAAGAAGGACCAUAUCCUCUGCGUAAGUUUGACAUGGAGAAUCAGAAUUACCUGUUCAAGCACAUAAAGAGAGUGUUAAAGUUAAAAUCUUCCAAAUCUGAAUGUGCUUCAGAAGAACUGCCUGUUCCCUCUGAAGAAGGCAAGGUAGAUAAUGCACUUCCUAUCCAUUCAGCAGUGGAAGAUCUUGUCUACAGGAUUUGGGGUAAUCCUGAGGCAAAGUAUGAAGCCCCAGCAGUCCUACGUAAACUCUAUCCUUUUCCAGUGGAUAAAGCUGCUCUGUGGGGGACCUUGCCUCAUGUAGACAGAGCACUGGUUACUGGGGAUUCUGCACUAUCAGUGCCUGCUAAUAUGGAUGUUUUCCCUAAAGAUCCUACUGAUAGAAAGGUUGAGGAAGCAAUUAAAAGAUCUUUCAAGCUAGCUGCAGCCCAGCUUGGAGUAUCUAUCUAUGGCACUUAUGCUUCUAGAGCGUUAUUAAUAUGGUUAGAGGAAAAACAAGCCAGAUUCAAAAAGAAAUGGGUCCCAUCUGGUGCCAUGCAGAGGAAACGCAGGCUAUGUAAAAUUGCAGCUAAUUUUAUCCAUGAUGCAGCUGAGGAUUCUCUUAGACUCACCAUUAAAAAUAUGGCAUGCCUCACUGUAGCCUGGAGAGCUAUAUGGCUACGUCCUUGGACCUCAUCGCUAGAUCUAAAAUGUAAACUGCUGUCUUUACCAUACACAGGCGGCAAGCUAUUUGGUGAAUCCUUGGUCCAGAUCAUGAAGGAUUUUUCAGAACACAAACACUCCUUACAUCAGCUGAAAAAAAAGAGCUUUGUUGGAAGCUCUUCAUUUUCUUAUCCUCACAAGUGUCUGAGCUCCUUUCGUUCUCCUCCGAGGUUUAAAGGAGGGAGAGGAAAGUAUAAGGUCUCACAACCAUUUCAUACCAAGUACGAAAGGACAUCUCACUUUCAAAGAGACACCAGACCUUCAAGAGGAACUUUCUAAUAACAUAGACUUGCUUCCUCCUUUCUCAGGAACUGGGAAGAGUGAAAGAAUUGGAAACUUAUACUGAAUAGAUUUCAGUGUUUCUGGACAAGUAAGCCCAAUGCUUAGAAAAUUAGUUGUUUCAAAGUAAGAUUUAAAUUAUUAAAUUACUUAAAUCUUAAUCACUAAUUCAGGUAUUAUAGAGAGAUCAUAGCUUUCGAUUUUAGGGGAGCUUUUUGUCACAUUCAAUUUCUAGGCUUCCCGUCCCAAGACGGCUUGGACUUGUUUGAAGUUUUGCUCUCUUCAGCUUCAUCUAGGACCAUGCUUUCUGCAGAACCAGCCAACAUUGGAUUUUCCUGCCAUAUUGACACAACAAAGGAAAUAAUGCUUUAGGAAACGCAGGUGUUUCGGGAACCACAGAAUGACUGGGUACUGUAUGUUCCUGUGACUGGAGGCAUAUCUGCACCUUUACAUAAUAAGGAAAAAUGGUGCCUCUUUAGCAAACUGAUGGCAGUACAAUCCUAGUGGUUUCCUGAGUUGUAGAAGACUGAGAUAGUAAAUUUUGGACAGUCAAUACUUACGCUAAGAAACUGCAAGAAAUACAAGAAGUUCCACAGAUGUAUGUUUAUUUAAAUUAAAAUUAAAGACUAUCCAGAGAUCCUGUUCAGGUCAGUGUAGGUGUAUAAAUCAGCCUAAAUUUUCAUCCUGGGCCCUAAAUGAAGAGAAAUCAAGAAGUUACGGCAUCUACAGACCUGUGGAUUCAUGGGUAGGGAGAGACCUCAGGCAUGCAUUUGUUAGUUAACUUCACAGGAGGUAUGAAAGUCUAGUAUCUCAUUGCAGUCUGCAAAAUGUUCUUAGGAAGAUCAGACAGGACAAGGCAACAACAGUAGUAGGACUGCUACUGGGGUAAUGCAGGAUGUUUGCACAUUUUGUUGAAUUAUUUUCCCUCUUUUCUUCAGCAUUUUCAUGCACACAAUAUUUUUCCUAGAAAUUCCUGGAUAUGCUAUGAGAGAUUUUCUGGAAAUGGUUGGUGGAGAGGUCUGAGAUUUCUAGAUAAUAUAUUACUCUUCCUUCUUGUUCUGAGUUGAUUAACAAUGAGGAUAUAGUUUGUAACUACAAUAGUUGUUUUGGUUUUUCUUUUUCUCUUGUAGUUAUUCAAGUUUUAUUGCAGCUUAGGUGUGUUUCCAGGGGGACCUAGCAAUGACUGGUGCUUCAGCACAAUAAGCUUGGUCCCUUCUAGUGGAAGAGAUUAUGUCAGUGCACUGCCUGAAGAAUUAUUGUCUCUGAGUAGUCCAGUUGGAUUUGGCUGUGGUCUUGUGUUCUCAUUUAUGCACACGUGCUUCCUUUGAUGGUUCUUAUUGUAAUUCUUGAACAUCUGUGUCACUACUUUUUAAACCCCUGAUUCCCCUUUGAAUAAUUUUCCAUCAGAAUUAGAAAAGGUGGAAAGUUCCAUUUAAUUUCUCUCAAGCAGAUUUUUCUUUUAAAUUUUCACAAGGAGUGAGUCAGGUUCUUUGGCUAACAACAAUUCUUUCCACCCUUUGCCAUUUAAAGCGAAAGCUUAAUCUCCUAGCUUUUCCAGCUUCUGCCAGGAUUAAAUAUUGAGUACUACAGAGAUGCUAAACUGCUUAUAAAAUUAAUAUAGAUGUGCUUAUGUCUUAGCUAGAUAAAAAGUAGUAAAAUGGUUUGAAGUCUGGAUUGAUACAGGUGCAUAAGUGUAUAGGGAAAGCAUUUUUCGUCUGCACAGUCCUAUCAAUUUAGGAGCGUGAGCAGAAACCUCUUAGGCAUUGGUGCAGAAGUUCUCCUGGAGGAUGCAGAGAAGCCAUAGUGUAAGGAACUUCUGUGGCUUUACAUGACUGCUUAGACUUAAAAAUUUCUGGGCUGUUGACCUGAGGGCACAGGAGAAGGAAUUUACUGGUUUCAUCUUCUGCAUCUUCAUUCUGUGUCCAGUAGCCCAGAAUGCUUUGCUCAUUUUGUUUGUUUUAUAUUGCCUUUCAUCUGACAGUUGUGUUUUAAGGAAAAGUAGUAUAUUGCUAACCAUAUAUUGAGUCUUUUUGCAUGUCCAUGAAUGUGGCAAAGUUUAGUGGGAACUAGUUGCCUGCUGGACUGCAGAGGCAUCGUAAAACUGUCUUCCCCAUUCUGACUGGUUGCUGCAUGUACCCAUAUCUAAGGAA
This is a messenger RNA of Tyto alba (common barn owl), 8098 nucleotides long. It is a transcript of the gene NRCAM, whose product is annotated as neuronal cell adhesion molecule. The record is from RefSeq and is a predicted model, not a curated record. Gene Ontology annotation, biological process: cell-cell adhesion; brain development. Lineage: Eukaryota; Metazoa; Chordata; Aves; Strigiformes; Tytonidae. The transcript has 33 exons. The coding region runs from base 378 to 5948 and encodes 1856 amino acids. Gene Ontology annotation, molecular function: cell-cell adhesion mediator activity.